Spodoptera littoralis (African cotton leafworm) is the source of this 1668-nucleotide messenger RNA. Lineage: Eukaryota; Metazoa; Arthropoda; Insecta; Lepidoptera; Noctuidae. The record is from the annotation of a GenBank genome assembly.
AUGGGCUUGUCUUCGACUCGGCGGCCAUCACAGCUGAACCCGGAUGAAACUCGCAGUGUGCUGGCACGGGCACUCAACGUAUGGGCACAGGCGUCACGCCUUACCUUCACAGAAAUCAACUCGGACGAGGCUGAUAUCGUCGUUUCCUUUGCUAAGCGUUACCAUGACGACGCGUAUCCAUUUGACGGGCGCGGCGCGAUCCUUGCUCACGCGUUCUUUCCUGGCUCUGGCCGCGGUGGAGAUGCACACUUUGACGAUGACGAGCUGUGGCUGCUGCAACCAAGAGACGACGAUGAAGAAGGAACUUCACUUUUUGCGGUGGCUGCCCACGAGUUCGGCCAUUCAUUGGGACUGAGCCACAGCUCUGUAAAGGGUGCGCUUAUGUUUCCGUGGUAUCAAGGCAUUCAACAAAACUUUGUUUUACCAGAAGAUGAUCGCAAUGGUAUCCAACAAAUGUAUGGUCCUAAAACAGACACAACACAAUGGGGAAAAGUACCACAAUUUCGGCCGACUACCACUACCACGACAACAACCACCACCACUACCACGACUACCACCACUCGACGACCAUACAUUCCUUAUCAUGAUCGCCAUCACAACAGACAUCCAGAACAAUACCCUAACAGAGGGUACACCCCACGCAUUCCCAAUAGAUACCCUGAACGACAUUAUCCUGAUCACCGCCGCCAUUACAAUACGAGCGACGAACACCCGCGACGCACGAAUCACCACCACACCUACCGCCCCACUGAACGUACCACCCAUCCCACUACCUAUCGCCCGCGGUAUCCCUAUGUGCAGCCCGAGUACCCGAGUAAUCCUAGACCUCACUACCCGAACGAUCCUAGGCAAGACAAUCCAAGGAAGCCGUACUAUCCAGAGAAGACAACUCAGCGAACGACGACCACGACUCCUUCAGACAAACCUGACACGUGUGACACUAGUUAUGACGCAGUCGCGCUCAUACGUGGCGAGCUCUUCAUAUUUAAAAAUCGAUACCACUGGAGGAUAGGAGCUCAUGGACGCUAUCCUGGAUAUCCAAUGGAAAUAACUAGAAUGUGGGCUAGUCUACCAAAGGAUCUUACACACGUAGAUGCAGUUUAUGAAAGACCGGAUCGCAAAAUAGCUAUUUUUAUAGGUAAACAAUUGUUCUUGUUCGACUCACAACAUUUGUUGCCGGGAUACCCGAAACCGUUAUCAGCGUUUGGUCUACCAGCAAGUUUAGAAAAACUAGACGCUGCCAUGGUUUGGGGUCACAACGGCAAUACUUAUUUCUACAGUGGCUCUAUGUACUGGAAAUAUGACGAAGAAAAAGGUCGCGUAGACUACGAUUAUCCUCGCAACAUGGCGAUGUGGAAAGGCGUGGGCUACAAUAUCGACAGCGUGUUUCAAUGGAAAGAUGGUAAAACGUAUUUCUUCAAAGGUAAAGGUUUUUGGAAGUUCAACGACCUUCACAUGCGCGUUGAAAAUGAUAAACAAUACCCAUCAGCGACCUUCUGGAUGGGAUGCGCCACAGAACGCUCGGGUCGGCGCGCUGGCUACAAGACCCCACCUGCGCCCGGCUCAACCCUACGCUCACCUAGUGCUGCAACUAAUUUAUCCAUCAAUUUACUAACGUUCUUAUACUCCACACUUUUAAUAGUGACUACUUAUAUUAGGUACUGUUAG